AUGUUCUCGUGGGCCCGUAGCAAGCAGUCCUCACCCGCCUCCUCCUCCGGCCGCCGCGGCGGGGACGCCGCCGCCGCCGCCAUGGACUCCGGCAGCAGCCGCCGCAGCGGCGGCGGGAGCGGGCACGGGAGCGGCCACGGCAGCGGGAGUGGGAGCGGGAGCGGGAGCCGCGGACGCAGCCCGCGGCUGGAGCGGCGCAACGCGGCGAAGCACAUCGACUACGAGGUGGGCGCGGCGGCGACGUCCGUGUCCGCCUCGUGGUCGACCUCGUCGUCGGAGCGCUCGCCGGGGGCCCGGCCGACGCGCUCGCUCGACCUCGCGGCCAGGGGCGGCCGCGCGGACUUCCGCAUCAACGGCAGCGCGGAGGGGGAGGUCGACGAGCUCUGCCGCAGCCUGGGGCUGUCGGGGCCCGAGGACUUCGCCAUCCCCGUCGCCGCCUGGGAGGCCCGCAAGGCGCGCUCCAGCUCCGACCUCCUCGCCCGCCCCCGCCCGGACCCGGACUCGUCGGCUCCUCCCGGGGAGGAGCCCGCCCCCGUCGUCCGCACCGUCUCCGCCCCCGAGGUCCCGUGGCCCGCGCCUCACUCCUUCCCCGACCCCAUUCCCGAGGAGUCCAUCCACUCCUCCUCCGCUUCCACCGCCACUGCCACUGACUCGGUGGACGAACCCAUCAUCGCGCCGCCGGAGGAAUCCCCCAAAGCUACCCGUGCGGUUGCUGUUGCGGCGCCCGUCGCGGCCUUGUCACUUCCCUCGCCGAGAAGGGGCGGCGGGGAGGUCGGGAUCCGGGGCGUCCGGCCGCCAGUGCUCUCCCCGCCUCCGCCGAUCACGGGACUCGCGCCGCCACCGGCGAGGCAGUCGUCUGUGGCUGAGAUCAUGAGCGGGUCGGCCUGGGACAUUGUGAACUCGUUCGCUCCCACGGAGGAGAAUAGUGAACUGAGAAUGGCCUAUGGACAUGCUGAAACAUCUCACAUGUCAGACACAGAGGAGGAUAAUCCUGAGGAGAACGAUGAAGGAUUGACGGGGCUUGAGGGGGAGCUUAAAGGCUGGAGGGUAGGGGAGACCUUUGAAGGGUUCACCGGGACAUCCUCAUUGUCGACAACAAAUGAUGAUGAUGCAUCUAGCACGAAUACAGAGGCCGUGUUCGUCAUCUCGCCGAAUGGCAAGUUCAAGCGGAACAUCAAGUCAUGGAUGCGUGGUGCACUUCUGGGAAGUGGCUCAUUCGGGAUGGUGUACGAAGGGAUCAGUGAUGAAGGUGCGUUCUUUGCUGUUAAGGAAGUAUCGUUGCUUGACCAAGGAAGCAAUGCACAGCAAUCUAUUCUUUCACUUGAACAGGAAAUCGCUCUCCUUAGUCAGUUUGAACAUGAAAACAUAGUCCAGUAUUAUGGAACUGACAAGGAAGAAUCAAAACUCUACAUUUUUAUUGAGCUUGUUACACAAGGUUCUCUUUCAUCCCUCUAUCAAAAGUAUAAACUGCGAGACUCACAAGUCUCUGCGUACACAAGGCAGAUUCUCAAUGGAUUGGUUUAUCUCCAUGAGAGGAAUGUGGUCCACAGAGAUAUCAAAUGCGCCAAUAUAUUGGUUCAUGCAAAUGGAUCGGUAAAACUUGCAGAUUUUGGGUUGGCAAAGGAGAUGUCUAAAAUUAAUAUGCUGAGAUCAUGCAAAGGAAGUGUUUAUUGGAUGGCACCUGAGGUUGUUAAUCCUAGAAAAACAUAUGGGCCUGCAGCUGAUAUGUGGAGCUUGGGCUGCACUGUGUUGGAAAUGCUAACCCGCCAAAUACCAUAUCCCAAUGUCGAGUGGACAAAUGCUUUCUUUAUGAUUGGCAAAGGAGAACAACCACCCAUUCCCAGCCACUUGUCAGCAGAAGCUCAAGAUUUCAUACGCCAAUGUGUACGAGUCGAUCCAGACGAGCGACCUUCCGCAUCACAACUUUUGGCGCACCCAUUUGUUAACCGGCCACUUCGAGCUUCUUUUGAUUCUUUGUCUCCUCCGAUCAAUAGGCCCUAG
Molecule: messenger RNA, 2001 nt
Organism: Triticum turgidum subsp. durum (durum wheat)
Lineage: Eukaryota; Viridiplantae; Streptophyta; Magnoliopsida; Poales; Poaceae
Source: the annotation of a GenBank genome assembly